CUAAUAAUCACUACAAAAUUUAUUACAUCCCGUGACCAUUGAAAACAGAUCACCAAUUAAACAAAAUUAAUUAAAGCCUUGUUCCGUAAACGAAGGUUGAGGUAAGAAAGAAGAAAUGACGCUGGGAAUGAUAAACGCGAAUCCAGUAGUGCAAGCUAGGAAGGAACGUCUCGCUCGUACACAAGAUCAGUACAGAGAUGAUGACGGCCUUGAUCCUCUCGACAUCUAUGAGUAUGUAAGAGACAUAAGAGAUCCGGAACACCCUUAUUCCUUGGAGCAACUAAGUGUUCUGUCUGAAGACUCCAUCACUCUCGAUGACAAGCUUAAUCGCAUCCUGAUAACGUUUACACCGACGAUCCAGCAUUGUAGUAUGGCAACUAUAAUUGGUCUGUGUUUGAGAGCUAAGCUUAAAGAAUGCUUGCCCCUCCAUUAUAAGGUUGAUAUCAGAGUGUCUCCCGGUUCUCACGCCGAUGAAGAUUCAGUGAAUAAACAGCUGAAUGAUAAAGAAAGAGUGGUUGCUGCAUUGGAGAAUCCUAAUCUUCGCCAGCUUGUGGAUGAGUGUAUCUGCUCCACUGAGAUGUGAAUCAGAGCAUUUUACUUUUACUCUUUUGUACAAAAUUUCACAUUUGGGAUUGUAUUGUAUGCCUAAGAGACCGCUCUUUUUUUUUCUAUUUUUGUAUUGCUAAUGUCAGUAUACACAUUUUGCGAUGCUUGAAUGUUGUAUACUGCUUUGAUAAUGUUACAAUUUACAAACCUUUUCUUCA
Messenger RNA from Raphanus sativus (radish), 764 nucleotides. RefSeq names its product protein AE7-like 1. Gene Ontology annotation, biological process: iron-sulfur cluster assembly. The transcript is spliced from 5 exons. Bases 116 to 583 code for a protein of 155 amino acids. The record is from RefSeq and is a predicted model, not a curated record. NCBI's taxonomy places the organism in Eukaryota, Viridiplantae, Streptophyta, Magnoliopsida, Brassicales, Brassicaceae.